Molecule: messenger RNA, 2007 nt
Organism: Bacidia gigantensis
Lineage: Eukaryota; Fungi; Ascomycota; Lecanoromycetes; Lecanorales; Ramalinaceae
Exons: 2
Coding region: 1-2007 (668 amino acids)
Biological process (GO): cellular response to starvation
Cellular component (GO): nucleus
Molecular function (GO): DNA-binding transcription factor activity; RNA polymerase II transcription regulatory region sequence-specific DNA binding
Source: RefSeq, a predicted model, not a curated record
AUGGCAUCAGAUCAUGAAGAUGAUCUUUCCUCGAGGCUCCAGUCGGAUUCAUCUGCCGACGAAACCGACUCUCAAGAUUCCGACUCCAUGGCCCGCCUCACCGAUGCUGGUGGCGUGCGCCGUAAAUCCAACAAUGGAUCAGGCAAGAAAGCCUCAGGAGAACCCCACCGAGAGAAGCGAAAGAAGGCGAAGCGUGCCUGUAGGCCAUGCCAGGUGGCUCAUCUCACCUGCGACGGCGUGCGAAAGAAAGCAAAGUACUUAGCAGACACACCAGCUGAAGCUCUAACACAGGAUCUUGGCACACGAGGCCGUCCCCCAGUGAGCAAUCCUCAAAACUUCAUUGCCCGUUCUACCAUGUCCGAUCUGCCCGGAGGUAUCUCAAGGCCCCCUUAUGGUGGGCAUCCAUAUGGUCUCUACCCCUCGACUGGCCAAAGCUCCCAACCCAUCACUCCGCUGAGCGCAUCGGCCCCAUCUUAUGGGAAUCCUCCUGGAGUGAUGGCCCCGAAUUACAGUCUUGGUUCAGGCCCACAGUCUUUGCCCUUGCAAGGCUACAAUGGAACUCUGCAGCAGAAUCCCGCUGCUGGCUCCGAAUCCCUUUCUGGAGAGUUUAAUGGAGACAUGUUUGCCCCUUUUGAUUCCAAUUACCUGGAUAAUCUAAACUUUGAGAAUCGAUUCGCAGCCGCGGAAUUUGGAAUGCUCGGUACCAUGAGCUCAGGUAUCGUGAAUAGUCCACCAAGUGAGGGCACCGGGCAUUUCCACUCUGGUCUUGGAACGUUCACCCCGAAUACUGCUUUUAGUUCGUCCGCCCAAAGUCCGAUAGAUUCCCAGACACACUAUGCCCAGACUCAGGGUGCCUCUCACUCCAAGGUCAAAUAUGAAUCAGGAGUAUCAAAGCCCAUGUUGCAGAGCCAAGAUACCCAGGAUAAGGUCAUCAAAAUGGAGGCACCAGCAGCGCUCGCCAUUGGUUCCUCUGCCUAUCCAAGUCCAAGCUCCGGCUCCAGUCCGCAAGGUACGACAGGCGGGCGCGAGGAUACUUCAAUAGCUAAGGACACCUUUACUAACAUUAACAAACAGCUUCAGUACCAGGCUCGCCAAGAGCCACCAUCUCGCCAACAACAACCGCCCACCUCUGCAGCCUCAAUCUCAACGACUACACCUACUCCAACCGAUCAGACAAAGCCAAUACGCCGCCACCGCAAUCCCUCGGAAGUGUACAGCAACGUGACUCAACCUUACUCGUACACAGCCGGCUUUCACAGUCUGACAGCUCUUAUCCAAAGCCGAUUCUCCCCUCGCAAGACAUCACAUAUUGCAAAGGCGCUUGCUGCAAUCCGCCCUUCUUUCAUUUCGUGCACGAUGAGGCUCAACCGGGACGACCUGAUCUUCAUGGAGAAAUGCCUCCAGCGUACUCUGUGGGGCCUUGAAGAAGUCAUUAGCUCCACGGGUACCCCCACUAUCAUUUGUCGCCGUACCGGAGAGGUUGUCGCUGCAGGCAAAGAAUUCAGUAUCCUUACCGGGUGGAGCAAGGAUGUACUGCUUGGUAAAUCACCUAACUUGAAUAUCAAUAAGGGCGGUGAGAUUUCUGGUUUGCCUGGCACAGGCGCUUCAUCACGAGGUGGGCAAGAGACGCCUCGCGCGACCGAGCAAAGAUCGGACGUCUCUAUCAACAUCGUAAAUCUUUUGGACGACGAGAGCGCUUGCGAUUUCUUUGAUGACUACGCCCACUUAGCUUUUGGAGAUUCUCGAGGGGCCGUCACGACACCCUGUAAGCUGCUUAAAUACAAGACAGCAGAAAAUAUAAAUCUGGAAGGGCGGUUUGACGACUUUGGAACAACAAAAAAUCGGGGAGAGCGACCUAACGUAGCUGGAGCUACAGGGGAUACUGGGAUGCCAUCGAGGGGUAAAGACGACAGAACGGUCUCUUGCAUGCUUUGCUGGACUGUCAAACGGGAUGUCUUCGACAUCCCUAUGUUAUUCGUGAUGAACGUGAGGACUAUUGUGCAAUGA